This is a messenger RNA of Parastagonospora nodorum SN15, 2754 nucleotides long. RefSeq lists its product as hypothetical. The transcript has 5 exons. NCBI's taxonomy places the organism in Eukaryota, Fungi, Ascomycota, Dothideomycetes, Pleosporales, Phaeosphaeriaceae. The coding region runs from base 1 to 2754 and encodes 917 amino acids. Gene Ontology annotation, cellular component: nucleus; cytoplasm. Gene Ontology annotation, molecular function: protein serine/threonine kinase activity; ATP binding; protein tyrosine kinase activity. Gene Ontology annotation, biological process: peptidyl-serine phosphorylation; peptidyl-threonine phosphorylation. The record is from RefSeq and is a predicted model, not a curated record.
AUGGACUCGCAGCAGUGGACCGCCUACUCGACCGAAGCGCCACCCGCAGCUCGCCCGCGGUACAGCAUGGCCUCGCCCCAGCACGCCGGCGCUCCACAGCAGAGAGACGCCAGCGUGCCCGCCCAGCAGCAGCCGCACGUGAAGCAGGAAAUAAAACAGGAGCCCUACACCGCGUCCCAGCCGCCCUCGCGCCAGAACUCGACCGGCCUGCACCCGCCCAGCGGCACCACCAGCCGCGGCCCGGACUACAACGACGCAGACGGCGAUGUAGCCAUGGACGACGCGGAUCCCUACAAGCCCAAGUACAACAACAACAUGGCGCGCCCCAACCACCAGCACCGCCACUCGCAGCAGUUCCUGCAGCACGAGGAGAGCGCCGCCGCGCGCAGAUACUCGCCCAUGAACCUCUCGCCCACGUCGCCGUACCAGGGCACCACGCAGCAGGGCGGCCAGAACUACACCAGCUUCACUCCCCAGGCCCAGGCCCAGUCGCAGCCCCAUAGCAACAGGCAGAGCCCAACACGCAACAAUCCUUACAUGUCGCCGCCCAACAACUACUUUUCCUCUCCCCCAGCAUCCCGCCCGCAUGCGCCACAACUGCCACCCAUACAGUCCAACAUGAGUCCCGAGAGCUUCUACCCGCAGAGCGCGACGGCGCAAUUGAACGCCGUAUAUAACAGGGAGGCUCGCUCGCCGCGAACGUCCACGAACCCGAAUCCUCCCCAGCAGCUACCACCCGGCGGAGGGCCAGUGCCCAAGUUCCAGCCCGUCAAGAACACUGCCGAACUGCAGCCCAAGAUCAAUGCACAGCCUCCCUUUCGCCGCGCUAAUCCCGAGGGAGGAUUCAUCAGUCCUCUCCAAGCUCUGACGGCUCAUCUGCCCAUGACAUACAAGCUGUGCAACGCCCAGUUCAAUUACCAAUCAUCGCGGAACCCUCGUCGAGUCCUCACGAAGCCGAGCAAGGGAGUCAAGAACGACGGAUACGACAACGAGGACAGCGAUUACAUCCUCUAUGUCAACGAUAUCCUCGGCUCGGAAGAAUCUGGGCACAAGAACAGGUACCUGAUCCUCGAUGUACUGGGCCAGGGUACCUUCGGACAGGUCGUGAAAUGCCAGAACUUGAAGACGCAGGAGGUGGUUGCGGUCAAGGUCAUCAAGAACCGUACAGCGUAUUUCAACCAGAGUAUGAUGGAGGUUUCAGUGCUGGACCUGCUCAACAAGCAGAUGGACAAGAACGACGAUCACCACUUGCUGCGCCUUAAAGACACCUUCAUCCACAGGCAGCAUUUGUGCCUGGUGUUCGAGCUCCUCAGUGUCAACUUGUAUGAGUUGAUCAAGCAAAACCAGUUCCGCGGACUGUCUACAACCCUGGUGCGCGUGUUCGCACAGCAGUUGAUCAACGGUCUGGCAUUGCUCGGAAAGGCGAAGCUCAUACAUUGCGAUUUGAAGCCUGAGAAUAUUCUGCUGAAGAACCUCGAGAGCCCUAUUAUCAAAAUCAUCGAUUUUGGUUCCGCAUGUGACGAACGACAAACGGUUUACACGUACAUCCAGUCGCGAUUCUACCGAUCUCCCGAGGUUCUGCUGGGUCUGCCAUACUCUGCGGCAAUUGAUAUGUGGUCACUGGGGUGCAUCGUGGUCGAGCUGUUCCUCGGACUUCCCCUGUUUCCCGGGUCAUCCGAGUACAACCAGGUCUCAAGGAUAACGGAGAUGCUUGGGCUCGCUCCGCAUUGGAUGUUAGAAAUGGGCAAACAGUCAGGCGAGUUUUUCGAGAAGUCGCAAGACGAGUACGGCCGCAAGACGUACCGGUUGAAGUCCAUGGAGCAGUACUCGAGAGAGCACAACUCCAAGGAACAGCCCAGCAAGAAGUAUUUCUCGGCAACAACCCUGCCAGACAUCAUCAAGAACUACCCCAUGCCGCGGAAGAAUAUGAAGCAGCAUGAGAUCGAGCGAGGUAUGUGGUGGAUGGUUGCACUUGCCGCUUUCAUCGAUUUCGCGCAGGGGUUACUUAACCUCAACCCUCUGGAGCGAUGGACGCCAGCCCAAGCCAAGCUGCACCCUUUCAUCACGCAGGCCAAAUUCACCGGUCCUUUUGUACCGCCUAUGACACUGAAGUCGGGCUCUAGUCGAUCGCCAGCACCGGGUGUGCAAGAGCAACAACGAUAUGAGGGCAUGAGCAGACAGCGCCAACAGCAACAACAACAGCAGGUUGCAGCUCAACAGGCGCAAGCGGCACAGCACGCAGCAUAUGCUAACAUGCAGAUGAAUCAAUACGCGCAGCCGAGUCCGCACGUUCAGCCCCAGAUGUACAACAACGCGUACACCCCGAACCAAGGGGGCAACCCACCGCCGUACCCAGCUCAAGCCGCGGCGCCUUACGGACAACAGAUGGGCAUAAUGCAGCCGCAGCAGCCACGGCAGUACAAUCAGCCGCAGAACCUGUACGCACAGGCAACCACUCGGGCUGGGCGACAACGAGCAACGACAAUGGAUCAGCAACAGGGUCCCACAGGUAUCCCGCCGGCGUUGCAAAGAGUCAUCAGCCAUCUCGAUCCCAACGCACCCAUUCGGUUACAGCCUUCGCCGGCAUACUACCCGCCACCUCCUGAUGGCGCACCUGAAAGUGCAAGCUCGCGAAGACGGGGAUCGCGUGCAAACAAUUCCAACUCCACUGCGGCAAGAAACCAGAACUUUGUGCGCAAUUUAGAAGACCGAUCCCUCGAGGAAGGCUUCAUGACGCAGAACCAUUGGCAAUGA